Cetraspora pellucida is the source of this 331-nucleotide messenger RNA. The record is from the annotation of a GenBank genome assembly. Lineage: Eukaryota; Fungi; Glomeromycota; Glomeromycetes; Diversisporales; Gigasporaceae.
AUGUUGGGAAUUUCUAUGGCCAAAAAUAAUGGUUUAUUCAAUAAACUUUCUAGUACAGAAUAUAAACAAGGUUUAUAUAGAAGAACUGUAAAUGAACUGAAGAUUACAAAGCCUUAUAGCAAAAAUAAACAAUUCAAGAAAGAAAUGAUUAAAAGUAACAUGAUUUAUGAUUAUGGUUUAUAUAAUCAAAACACUCGAUUAAGCCAGAAAUGUACUGAUUUGAACAAUAAAUUGGAUGAAAAGAAAAGAUUAAAAUUGGAGACAAUGUUAUCUGCCUUACAAGAUCCAACUCUUUGUGAAGAAUUGAAUAAAUUAGAUAAAUGUCUAAAAG